Messenger RNA from Papaver somniferum (opium poppy), 3461 nucleotides. RefSeq lists its product as uncharacterized. The record is from RefSeq and is a predicted model, not a curated record. NCBI's taxonomy places the organism in Eukaryota, Viridiplantae, Streptophyta, Magnoliopsida, Ranunculales, Papaveraceae. Gene Ontology annotation, molecular function: protein binding. The transcript has 7 exons. Bases 829 to 3429 code for a protein of 866 amino acids.
CAAGGUAAAUAUGUUGUGUAUUUACAGUCUUACAAAACCUAAAUUUUCAAUCUUAAUUUGCGUACACUAUGUUGCCAUUGACUCUAAAGUAACUGAGUGCUAAUUAUGUAGAAAAUCAUAAUGGUGUAGAAGUAGUGUGUUUAAUUUGUCUUGAAUGAAUGUCAAUAGUAUGUUUAGGUAGCAACAUGCCGAUGUCAUGGAGAAAUAAUCUACAGUCCUUUUGUCUUCCGCAUUGGAAAUCACUAGAGAAAUUGAAAUGGCUUUCUGUAUUUCUAGAUACUUGUAAAUAGGAGAAAGGCUGUGUUUUAUUUAAUUUUUUAUAGGUGACCUCUAUUCGAGAAUAACAUCUCUGUAGGAAUGGUUGUAUAUAAACACACAGUUAUUCUUAUAUGGACUAUGGAGGGGUUAACUGCAUAUUACGAGCUUUCCAAAGGUGUGUAUUUUGCUUUUGCAAACAGAACAAGUGUACAUAGAAGGUGCGAAUCAGUGAAAUGCACACACGUAUUGUCUUUACAUUGUUGAGCCUGAAAUAUGUGUGCACAAUAUUUGACUUAGUUUUUCAGCUUUCGAGUAAUUAAGUGCCUGCAAAUUAGUAGAUCUCAGAUUUCUGCACUGCAGCCACAUAUCGCAAGAUUUUCUAGAUACCACACUCUAGUUUAAUUGUUUUAAUUAAUCUAAAGCAACUCCAAUAAAAACAAGAAUCAUUUGUUAAUUAGUGAUAGGACUUUACUCCAGAGGGACUUUUGUGCAUAAUUCACCCACCCUUAAUGCUUUUUAUUAGUCUUUAUCUCUUUGUCUCACUCUCUCUCUCUCUCCCUCACACACAUCAUGUCUGCUAGAGAAUUGGGUUAUUGUGAUCACCGAUCUCAGGAAGAAAUGAUUGAGAUUAAAACUUUACUUAAAGUUCUUGUUGAAUCCCAAGCUAAACUAGAUGGAUCUCAAUCUAUGAUCUUAAACUCUCAGUUAAGUACUCAAAACCAGAUAUUAGAGAUAUUAAAAAGCAUUGAGAACGCAAGUAAUAAUAAUAAAAGGGACAAGGAUGGACAUAAGGUUUUCCAAAACCCAUCAUCAUCCCAUUGUCAUAAGCAGCAAGCAUUGACAUCAUUACCGGCAACAUUAUUGACACCAGAAGGAGAUACUGGCAAUAGUAAUGCUACAGAUGAAAUAGCAGAAAAAGUAAAAAGGACAACAACGGUAGUGUACGAGGAGACCACACAGGCGGUAUCUGAUGAUAAUCAUAAUGAAAAAUAUCAGCAGCAGCCAUUUGACCGACAACUUAGUGAAUUCACAGGAAAUCAUACGACCAUGGAGCACAACCUUAGAUCUAAGAGUGAUGAGGGGAUGAGUAAAAAGUAUGUUUUGGAUGAAUACGAGCAACUAUACUAUGCAGCAUACGAUGGUGACUGGGAAAAAGCUAAUAACAUUUUAGACAAUAAUCCAAAAGCGAUUCGAGAAGUGAUCACUGAAGAACUAGAGACAGCUCUGCAUAUAGCCGUGCACAGGAAUCACCUGGUGUUUAUAGAGGAGAUUGUGAGAUUCAUGCCACCUGAAGUACUGGAAUAUAAAGCAAGAUGUUUUGAAUCUACAGCACUUCACUUUGCUGUCAUGUAUGGAAAUCUCAAAGCAGCUGAGGUAAUGGUUAAGAAGAAUCGGAUGUUGACCCAGAUACGCAAUUGCGAUGGAAGGGUACCCCUCGCUCUUGCUCUUAUGUAUACAACAGAUGCACAGAAAGAGAUAGUUGAGUACCUUUACUCUGUAACUAGAGAUGAGUACCCAAGUCCGUUCUCGGGUCAUGGUGGUGCUAGCCUGUUAUGUGAUGCAAUUAAUGAAGAGUUUUACGAUAUAGCGUCAUCUCUUGUCCUACGAUUUCCAGGGUUGGUGAGUACGAGGUCGAAGUGGUCUAAGCAAUAUGGAUUUGAAAUACUUGUUGAGAAGCCAUUUACUUUUUUAAGUGGAGCUAGACUAACAUGGUGGCAGCGUUGCAUUUAUUCGUUAAUUCAAGUGGACAUGGAUUCUGCACAUUGUCAUGACAACAAAGUAGAAGAGAAAAACUCUUGGAGGAUAGAUGAAAGGAACAAAAGAGAAAAAGAUAACUGUUCAGAGAGCUCAGAAAGCAGUGAAACAGACGAAGAGAACCCUUCACAAAGCAUAAUAGGGACCAAUAAUGAGGAUGCAGGGAACCCUUCAAAGACCUCAGAAGAAAUCAAAGGAAAUGAAAAGGGUCUUUCGGAGAGCUCAGAAUUAUCCUUACCAACUUGUAAAGACUCGUCGAUAAUUAAGUGCAUCUCAAUCUUCAUCAUGCCUUACCUGAUGCGAGUGCCUCAUUUCAAACAAUUGUACAAGCAAAAGUUGAUGCACAAACAGGCUUUGGCAUUGGUCCAAAAUAUGUUGAGACAACUCGAUGAAACAUUGAACAGGAAAGAGAUGCUAGAGUUUUUUGACAGUUCUACCUUCAUGAAAACAGCUAUAAAGCAUGGAUCCACAGAGUUUAUAAUGGCGAGUCUUGAGAAAUUUGGUUGCCUAAUUAAGCAUGAAAUGUCGGGACAGACAAUGGCACAAAUGGCUGUUGAAGAACGAAAUGAUACUAUUUUGAAUUACUUAUGUGAAACUGCUGAUAUUAUGGGGAGAAAAACGGAUCUAGUUUCUAAAGAUGAUAAAAGUUAUAACACUCUCUUGCACUAUGCCGCCAAGUUGGCACCUUCUGCUAAACUCAAUUUGGUUUCUGGUGCAGCUCUGCAGCUGCAACGGGAAUUGCAGUGGUUUAAGGGUGUGGAGCGGAUCUUACGCUUCAAAAAUAGGUGCAGGACAAAUGGAGACGGAAAUACAGCUCAACUUAUAUUUACAGAGGAACAUAAAGGCUUGGUUGAGAAAGGCGAGAAAUGGAUGAAGGAUACAUCUGGAUCUUGCAUGUUAGUAGCUGCCUUAAUUGCUACUGUAGCAUUUGCAGCUGCCUUUACCGUCCCUGGAGGUAAUAUUAAUGAUAGUAAUGACGCCAAGAAUGGCACCCCAGUUUUCCUCGGAAGGACAUCAUUUAUGGUCUUUGCAGUAGCAGAUGCUUUAGCUCUUUUCUCUUCUAUAUCUUCGGUACUUAUGUUUUUAGCUAUAUACACAUCACGGUAUGCAGAAGAAGAUUUCCUCAAGUCUCUACCACAAAAACUGAUCAUAGGUCUUGCAACUCUGUUCAUAUCUAUGGCCACCAUAUUGGUAGCUUUUAGCGCAUCACUGUUUAUUGUCCUUGGAGAUAUAUUUGCAUGGGCACUGAUUCCUAUAACGCUACUAGGUUGUGUUCCAGUAGUCUUGUUUGCAUUUUUGCAGUUACCAUUGUUUGUCGAAUAUGUGCGUUCUGCGUACUGGGGUAACCUCUUCUGGAAACAUAGAUAUAUUGAACCUGCAGUUGAUCUUUAUAAUGAUACAAAGAAAGAUAGUUGAACUGUCAGGUGGUAUGGAAUGAAUUUUGUCCA